Molecule: messenger RNA, 1843 nt
Organism: Verruconis gallopava
Lineage: Eukaryota; Fungi; Ascomycota; Dothideomycetes; Venturiales; Sympoventuriaceae
Exons: 4
Coding region: 156-1463 (435 amino acids)
Source: RefSeq, a predicted model, not a curated record
CGCACGAACUUCACAACCUGCCACACUUGCCGAUUCUCCUGUUGCCCACCAUAACUUAGAAAGCGCCCUACACCAAUUUAUCUAUAGGACGUAAGCUUAGCGGUUUGCUCGGUCAAUUCGUGAGCCCGUGAGCGUAGCGCUGCCACUAGUGUAUUAUGUCCGAGUUUUCAGCAUCAUUUCGCUCGUCAAAUCUUCGAGGCACUUUCGUGUUGUCAAAAGCUAGGUCAAAAGUAUUGCAUGCGAAUGGGAACAAGCCGGCCAAAACGAGAGAUGUCAAACACUUCCCGUUCUUCGGCUUGCCACGUGAGCUGCGUGACCGUGUUUAUAGAAUGGUUCUAGUUGCCCCAUUCAUCUAUAUCGAUCUCGUAUCGUGCGCAUCUGACGAUGAUGACGAAGAAACGCUCACUCUUUACCCACUACCAAAAUUCAGGACCACAUACAUAUCGCUAGGUAAAAAGAUGACAUACCGCCUUAUGCCAUCACACAAGUGCCGCUGUGGGCAGUGUCCAACUGAGUUCGCGCCACAGUUGCAACUCUUCUACGUCAGCCGUGCUAUGUAUGUGGAAGCCAGAGAGGUUUUCUACAAGGAGAACGAAUUCAAAACAGAGCUUGCCAGUGGGUUGGGUUGCAGUGCGUGGCUUAAAGAUCGCGAAUAUUCGUUGAAAUACAUACGCAGCCUCAAUUUUGACGUUGCUCUUCACACCGCUGAGUUCAAUUACGGGCGUUGGAGCGAGAAUUGCUACAAGGCACUUUUCGGUAUGCUUAGGGAGAGGACAGAUCUCCGUCACUUAACCCUCAACUUUCAUGGCCUUGUUCCAGAUGUAACGAUCGAGAACGGCUGGCAAUGUCCCUGCGAUUGUCAGGAAUUUGAGCAUCCUUUGCUGCAAUUAGGUCAUGUGAUAGGAAUGCCUGGCUUACCUAUCUCUAGAACAACGAAAAUACACGAUAGGGAAUGGGGCUUAUUAAAAGCCUUAACAAUGAUAACGAACCUCCAGCGACUGGCAAUCAACGUGGAUUUUUGUUAUCAUAUGCUCGAUCAUGAUGGUCAUGAUGACAAUGUUUUCGAGCAUGACCACAUCCGAAGCUUCAUUGCCUACAUGCGCUCUCGAAUGCUCAAGAGGGGUGCAGAGUUGAGCUCGAGGCAAAUUCACGGUUACUGCCGCGUGCACGAUGAAGUCGAGGACAAGCGUUACCGCUUCCACUGCGACGAUGAUGAAUACGGCAAGUCGUAUCUGACACUCUUAAAAACUGCAACGCACAGCCCGUCACAUCAUAAUCAUUCUGACUCCGGUAGCGAGAUGGACAGCCAUAUGUCUGAACCGGAGGGUGCCACUGACAACGAGGAUGAAUGGGAAGAUGAGAGCGAUUUGCUCGACGAAGACAUAGAUAUUUCCAGCGGGGUCGAGGAGGAGAUACCUCCAUUGGAGAGCAACAACGAAGGCUCUGAUCGUGAUAUCUACUGAAGCGACGAGGAACUGAGUGCAGGUUCGAUGCACAACGUACCCAGUUCAGGACUGAUAUUAUUCUACGAUGGCAACGGUUUCUUGUUCCAGCCGUUCUGAUCUAUCUUCAACAGCGAUUGCCAUCACAAUGACGAACGGAUCGGCUUAGAUGCUAGUAGCGUUCUACAUGUGUCUGUAAGAGAAACUUUGAUUAAGUUGCACUACUAUUGCCUGGCUAGCUAAAAUAGUCGCCCUUUCCGAAAAAGUUGUACGGAGCUAGCAAAUCUUUGUUAUGAGGUACACAGGACGUGCUUGCACUUUAGAACACAGGUGACAGUCAAGAAUAGAUAAUGGAAAUUUUGGAAAAAAGACUUGACUGCUUUCCAUAAAUCUUAAUUCUA